GAGCAAUCGAAGGGUCGUGCAGUAGGCGGAGAGCGGGCUGGGACGACGGCAGGGGGCGGAGCUAGGAUGAGGAAUUGGAAGCUGAUUUGGUUGCGGGGAAGGGAUGUGGUGGAGGAGGAGAAAGCUACUCUUUUAAUUUGUGACUAUAAUAAUUUUUUUUUUUUUACUUUAUUGUGAAUAUGAGUUGAAAAUGGUAGAAGAUUAAAAUUUAUUUUAUUUAUUAUUUUUUAAUUGCCACGUCAUUGAGUUAACGAUCAACUUUGAGGGUUGACUGUCACAUCAGACAAAUUUAACAGAGUUGGACGGAGAGUGACCAAACUUGAACCAUUUGACUAAUUUGAGUGACCAAGAUUGGAUUUAAAUAUUUCCAGUGACCAAACAUGAACGUUUUUUGUAAUCUCGGUGACCAACCAUGCAAUUAACCCUGGAAUUUUAAUACAACAAUUGAGGACGGCAAGCGUCAAUGUACACUGUUGUUAUCUCAUAAUCGAUCUCCAACUAAAUCUAUGUAUCGUCAUAUUUCACAAAUAGCGCAUCAAAGUAUAUUUACGAUCGAAAUAUAUUACGAACACAUGAUCUAAGUAGCAACGACGAUCACUAGCAAGAAAUUAAUUAUGGUUAUCUGCGGGAUUCGGUGCAAGUCAAAGGGUAAUACACAAAAACAAACCCUUCAUCAGUUUCAAGUUUGACUUAAAAAUCUGUAUAUUAAUUGAGCAAUAAAAUCACGCACCUGCACAAACCAUAUAUUCUCCCCAAUGGUUAAUCUCCAUAGCUGGUACAGUGCAUGGCUUCAUCUUGGAUUUUCAUCCAACACUUUGCAUUCGGUUUUCGCAGCAGUUGUUCAUGCACUGCAUGGCCCAUAAAAAAGGUUACCAAAAUCCAAUUUCAGAUUCUUAUUGACAGACAAAAAACCGUUACUUAAGCAAAGUGGGACAAAUUAAAAAAGUUAUGAUGAGUUACGUAGUACUAUUCUAUUUGAAAAAUUAUAAUCUAGCAACCCGUUACUCUUUUAUAUCUUUCACCUUUUGUUGAAACCUUACCGCUCUUAUAGUUCAGAAAGACAUGCUUAACCUUACGCGCUUAGGAGUGCUUUGGUGUUAGGCAACGUCAAAUCGCGCCUCGCCUAGCUAGGAGUUUCGCACAGCGAAUUAAGUAUCUAAUACGCAUCGACGGUGUAAGGCGACACGUUGGGAGAUAUGAAUCGCUAAAAUGUUGAAGUUAGUGAGAAUAUAUGAAGCAUAAUUAUAACACGUAUUCGAAUGACUUUGUACAUAUACUUAAAAUACCAAACAUAUUACCCUCUUUGUGGUGAGAAUUCACCCAAAUUAUUAAUUGAAUUUUUUCUUGUCAAACCAAUUCAUAACCAAUUGAGUACCCCACAAAUAAUAUGUUAUUUUGUCAAAAAGGGGAAGAAAAAAAAAGUCCAUGCAAAAACAUGGAUUGGCCUCCUCAGCAUAGUAAAUGAUUUUUAACCUCUUCCCAACCUUGAUAAUUUUGUAACCGCCGUUACUCCCUCCAUAUAAACCCCAUUCACAAAAUCUUCACUUCAAACCCCACCAAAGCCAAAAAUACAAGAAGAUUAGUAAGCUAAUUAUGCUCAACUUUAGCCAUUAGAGCCCCAAACCCCUCCUAGUAAUGAUGAUCCUGCUCUUCAUUUUCCUUCUACUAUUAUCCCACCUCAGCCAGACUCAUGUCCUCGCUUCCUCCGCCAUUGCCACAAUCGAUCAACACCCCUGCCUCUUCACUGCAGUUGCUGCAACAGCAGCAACCAGCAGUGAAAACGGAUCACCACCACCAGCAGGAUACGCACCCUGCUUUUUCUGGUGGUGGUGGUGGCUGCACCACCACAAACACCAUCGCUACUUCUUCCUCCUCCCGCCACUUUAUAGUGAUGCUCCGGCUCCUUCACCGGUCAGCAUGACUUCACCCACUCCAAACCGGUUUAACUUGAUUAGUCCGGUUCAACCAAAUUUCCAACAACUUCCACCACCACCGCCAACUCAGCCGUCUCCCACCUCCGCUCCUCCCGUCCCUACACCGCUGCUCCCUAAACACCCUCCUCCCCACCAUCACGCGCCACCACCGCGUGGGAUGAUCACUUCUCCUCCUCGUCAUCGCCACCACCGUCUUUUCCCGAUCUUCACGCAGCCACCAAGUCAUGCACCGUCAGCUCCCCCAUCGCAGCCUCCAAUCAUCUCGCCGCCGCCCCAUCGCCACCACCAUCACCACCGCCACCACCGUUUUACGAAAUCCCCGGCGGUGCCACCAAUGAGUCAGACGCCAGGUAAGCCGCAGAGUCCUGCUCCAGCAUCAAGUCCGAGGUCCCCACCGACGGAGCCGCCGUCGCCGCAGCUUGCCCGCACGGGCAUCACCAUCGUAUUCAGUUCCCCCCGCCGGCGAGUGAAUAUUCUUAUCUUCGGGGAACCGCUGUGCCCGAGAUCUAAGUGAUGUAAUGAGAAAAAAAAAUGAUUAUGUUUAUCUUGUGUUGUUGCGAAGCGGCCAAAUUAUGUGCUUUCGAGAUUAAUGUAACAAAAUGUUAGCCGGGGAAAGCAAAUUGGCAAGCUCAAUUAUGUGAAAUUGAUUUGGAAUUUUGAUUAAACAAAUAGGUCCCCCAAAUCGGAGUGUUUAAAGGGCGCUCCAACUUUUUUUCAUAAACAAACUGGGCUGUUUAAACCCUGAUAACGUCAUAUGGUAUAACAAGUUUGACAAAGUGGCCUCUACUACAAUAAUAACAUGGGACCCAAUAGGCAGAGAAUGACCGAGGUUUGCCAAAUAGUCAGCGACAGACAUUCGAUCCCUUGUAUACGUGAUUGAUACGAACAUGCCAAUUUCGAGCAAGCCAUCGACGAAUCUCUGAAAACAUGAGUGGUAAAAAAACUAAAACACCAAACUAAAAUAGGGAACGACUAAACAAUCCAUAACAUGGGACCCCAUUAGGCAAAGAAUGACCGAGGUUAGCGGACUAGUCGGCGACGACAUUCGCUCCCUUGUACACGUGAUUGAUAUGUAUGAACAUGCCAAUCUCGAGCAAACCAUCGACGUAUCUCUGUACACCUGGGUGAUAACAAACUAAAACAGGGAACGACUGAAUAUUCCAUAAACAUACUACAAGUAACAAAAUGAGCUUGGUAUUAAUUGUCAAAUAAUGAGGGAAUGAGACUAUAAUUGGGAGGAAUAAAAUAACAUUAACUUAUAUUUCAGUACAUACCGAUCUCAAUCCCAUAAUUUCUAAUGCUAAAUAACACUUGAAAUUCAAUCACAAUCUCAUAAAAUAAUACUUGUAUUCUAUAAUAUCAAAUAUCAACAAAUUAACUAAAAUGCC
Molecule: messenger RNA, 3322 nt
Organism: Linum trigynum
Lineage: Eukaryota; Viridiplantae; Streptophyta; Magnoliopsida; Malpighiales; Linaceae
Source: the annotation of a GenBank genome assembly